Molecule: messenger RNA, 1600 nt
Organism: Andrographis paniculata
Lineage: Eukaryota; Viridiplantae; Streptophyta; Magnoliopsida; Lamiales; Acanthaceae
Product: aspartyl protease family protein 1
Exons: 10
Coding region: 115-1536 (473 amino acids)
Biological process (GO): proteolysis
Molecular function (GO): aspartic-type endopeptidase activity
Source: RefSeq, a predicted model, not a curated record
CCAGAAUGUUUUCGCGCCUUAUUUUCCUGCUAUGCCUCUCUCUGUUUUCACAGCUGCAAUUCGCCGGCGCUCGUCGUCUUUUCACUCUCGAAAUGCACCACCGGUUUUCCGAUCAUGUCAAGGCGUGGUCUUGCCGGAUCGGAGCCGGUCUUCCUCUCCACAGAUGGCCGGAAAAGGGGAGCAUUGAGUACUACGCCCUGUUGGCGAGUCAUGAUCGCGCGAUCCGCGGGCGCUUCUUGUCGAGGUUUGGAGGCGAUCUUACGUUCUCUGACGGAAACGCCACUUACCGCCUCAGCUCUUUGGGAUUAUUGCUGUAGUUUGCAUUACACAACCGUGACGUUGGGCACGCCAGGGAUCAAGUUCCUGGUGGCUCUUGACACAGGGAGCGAUUUGUUUUGGGUACCUUGUGCAACUGAAGACGAUUCGCCUUAUGCUUCUGAUUUUGACUUUCGAGUAUAUGAUCCACAUGGAUCGGCUACAAGUAGAAUUGUUACCUGCGACAGUGACCUAUGUAUGCGUGAUGAUGGCUGCAACGACAUGUCUAGUCCUUGCCCUUAUCAUGUGUCCUAUAUCUCAUCUGAUACAUCAUCUUCUGGAAUUCUGGUGGAGGAUGUCCUGCAACUAAAGACAGUAGAUAAGAAUCCAGAACUCAUAAAGGCUUUUGUUACAUUUGGCUGUGGGCAGGUCCAAACUGGUUCUUUCCUCGAUAUUGCAGCUCCAAACGGUCUUCUUGGAUUAGGAUUAGAGAAAGUAGCAGUUCCUAGUAUCCUGUACAGGGAUGGUUACAUAGAAAACUCUUUCUCAAUGUGUUUCGGGGAUGAUGGUACUGGGAGGAUUUUCUUCGGAGAUAAGGGAAGCCCCGAUCAGGAAGAGACCCCAUUCCAUAUGAAUCCAUUCCACCCAACCUAUAGUGUUAAUGUGACCCAAGUUCGUGUGGGCACCAGUGUUGUUGAUUCCCAGUUCACAGCACUUUUCGAUUCUGGCACCUCUUUUACAUAUCUUGUUGAGCCUACAUACACAAUGGUUGCAGACAGUUUCCAUUUACACAUCCAGGAUCAUCGGCGUCCACCUGAUCCAAGAAUCCCUUUUGAGUACUGUUAUACCAUGAGCCCCGACAUGAACACCAGUUUGAUUCCUGUUAUGAGCUUGAGUAUGGAUGGCGGAGGCCAGAUGGUUGUCCAGGAUCCGAUAAUUGUGAUUUCCACUCCGCUGGAACUAAUAUAUUGCCUUGCUGUUGUGGAGAAUCAAGAACUCAAUAUAAUUGGUCAAAAUUUUAUGACCGGAUACAGAAUAGUGUUCAACAGAGAAAAGCUCGUAUUGGGUUGGAAAAAAUCAAACUGUUACGGCGACACGGGAGAUUCAAAUGACUUUGAAGCUAGAUCUGUAAACUAUGCAGCAAGUGCUGGAGGUCUAAAUGGCACAGUUGAGUCUGAGUCUGCAAAAACAAAUAGGACCUCUGCUUGUGCAUCAGCAUUUUACAGAGGUAAGUUUGAUUGGUAUGCCUUCCUUUUGUCUGUUGUGUUGGCCAUUCACUGAUCCUAUAUAAUAGCACAUGAAUUUGGUUGAUGCAAAUGAAUUUGUUUAGUAAAGUGAGUAUAUA